Messenger RNA from Zalophus californianus (California sea lion), 659 nucleotides. RefSeq names its product calcium channel flower domain containing 1 (gene CACFD1). The record is from RefSeq and is a predicted model, not a curated record. Gene Ontology annotation, biological process: vesicle-mediated transport. The coding region runs from base 70 to 588 and encodes 172 amino acids. Gene Ontology annotation, cellular component: membrane. NCBI's taxonomy places the organism in Eukaryota, Metazoa, Chordata, Mammalia, Carnivora, Otariidae. The transcript is spliced from 5 exons.
GCGCCGGGACGACGCGGCCGGCUCCGGAGCCCUUUGUGAGGGCUGCGGGCUGCGCCAGACGGCGACACGAUGAGCGGCUCGGGCGGGGCGGCGGCGGCGGCCGUCAGCUCCGCGCCGCCCGCGCAGGACGAGGGCAUGACGUGGUGGUACCGCUGGCUGUGUCGCCUGUCGGGGGUGCUGGGGGCCGUCUCUUGCGCCAUCUCGGGCCUCUUCAACUGCAUCACCAUCCACCCUCUGAACAUCGCGGCCGGCGUGUGGAUGAUCAUGAAUGCUUUCAUCCUGUUGCUCUGCGAGGCGCCCUUCUGCUGCCAGUUCAUUGAGUUUGCGAACACGGUGGCGGAGAAGGUGGACCGGCUGCGCUCCUGGCAGAAGGCUGUCUUCUACUGCGGGAUGGCUGUCAUUCCCGUCGUCAUCAGCCUGACCCUGACCACGCUGCUGGGCAAUGCCAUCGCGUUCGCCACCGGGGUGUUGUAUGGACUCUCUGCUCUGGGCAAGAAGGGCGAUGCCAUCUCCUACGCCAGGAUCCAGCAGCAGAAGCAGCAGGGGGAUGAGGAGAAGCUCACGGACACCCUGGAGGGGGAGCUGUAAUGUGAGCUUCCGGCUUGCUCCUGUGGUUCUGUGUGGACACGCCCUGCAGGGAUGAGGCCUGGAGCAUUGAC